AUGGAAGACAAAAGGGAUUGCCGAAUCUGUGGAAAUGUGUCGGAUGGAACGCAUUUUGGUGUGGACUCUUGUCGAGCGUGUGCUGCUUUCUUUAGACGAAGUGUCGUCAUGAAGAAGCAAUAUGUGUGCAGACAAGGUGGAGAGAAGUGCUUCAUCAAGAAAAAUGUGAGAUUGAUGUGUCGUUUGUGUCGAUAUAAAAAGUGUUUGGAAUCAGGAAUGUUGCCAGAUGUCGUGAAAAACAAGCUCGAUGAGGAUUUGGACGAGUUCGACUUGGGUGUCAAAUGUGAGCCGUCUACAUCUGAUGCAGAGAUUAAGCGUGGUCCUCCGUCGAUUUCUGGCGAGGUGGACGGUGAGACGAAUACGCCGAUUCUAAACAAAGUUAUCGAGAAUUAUCGUCAACUCUGCUCAGUGAGAAGAGCAGCCGAGCAGGCGAUGUGGCGACAUACAUACAGCAAUCAAAUGUUCGCUUUUACAACAAUCGAUACGGAGAUUCAUCCAGCCAAUUUCAAUCUCGUCUCAAAGAUUAUGCGAGCAAAUGUCCCCGCCACAGCAGAGUUUAUCAACGAGACUUUUGACGCUUUUGGAUUACUUGGGCAAAAAGAUAAGUGGCUCGUCUUUCAAAGUUUUGUCCCAAUCUUUUGGCUUCUCGAGAACGCUUGGGGGACUUACAAGAGGUUCUACAAUGAUCGAGAGAUCAUCCGUUUCAUGUUGACUCAAACGACGUUCAGUGAGGUUCAAAUCCCAGAGGCUUUCUUCUCGGAUUUAGCUGCGGUUCAACCACUGGAUCUCAAAGAAGUCUCCAAGCUUCUCGUGAAAUGUGCGGACAGAAAUAUUUACUUGGCGAAAAGGAUCAAUCGAGCGAAUCCGAGUGAGAAGGAGUUCGCUGCAGCUAUUGCACUUCUUUUAUGGAAUCCGAAUCUUUGCGAUGACUGUGACGAGGUGCAAAAUUUGGCAGCGAAUCAGAGAGCAAAAAUUCUAGCGGAACUUCAUAAAUAUUACAAAUAUGAGGUCUGCCUAGAAGAUUAUGCGGGUCGACUUGGAGAGAUCCUUUGCCUCUUCAGCACUCUACAGUGGCACAACGCGGCGGUGAGGGAUGAAUUGGAGAUUGGAAAGUUAUACCAAUUGUACGAGCGCGAUUCAUUCAUCUAUGACAUUUGGCGUACCUCGCUUUCUCAA
This is a messenger RNA of Mesorhabditis belari, 1176 nucleotides long. Lineage: Eukaryota; Metazoa; Nematoda; Chromadorea; Rhabditida; Rhabditidae. The record is from the annotation of a GenBank genome assembly.